ACACAUAACACUUUCUAAUAUACCGACAACACAUCCCUAUUAAACUCUAAUAUAUAUAGUGAUUCUUAGUGAAAGGGUACAUACACAUAACACCUCCUAGACAAGAAACAAAACAAAAGAAUGGCCUCAAAAUCUACCAUUAAACUCCUGACCUUCUUCUACUUCAUGCUCUUCGGCUUCAUGAAUUUAAGCAGUACUGUAAUAUCAUUGAGUAGUAAUCAUCAUCAUGCAAGCAUAUGCAAUGGUUCCAUAGCUGAAUGCAAUCAAGAAGAUGAACAAUUGAUGGAGUCAGAGAUAAGCAGAAGGUUUUUGGAGCAACGGAGAUACAUUUCUGAAGGAGCUCUUAAGAGAGAUAAACCAGUUUGUAAUGGUGGUGCAGGUGGUGAAGCUUAUAGUAAAUCUGCAGGGUGUAUUCCUCCACCUUCAAAUCCUUAUAAUAGAGGAUGUUCUAAGUAUUACCGUUGUAGGUCAGAUUCUUGAAUUGAAUGAAGAAGCUUUUAUGCAAACAACUUUUUUUGUUUUCCAUCAAAUUUGUUGACUUCUUUUUUUGUAUUUGGAAAUUGUAUGAAAUUUUACAAAAUAAUUCUGUCACAGCUAUAUUUACAUUUAGACUUUGCAAACCUUCUAAAUAAGUUCAAUUCAAACCUUCUAACUUUGUUUUCCACAAUUUUUGUUUUAAUAGUCAUCCGAGUUAGCUUGCUA
This is a messenger RNA of Medicago truncatula (barrel medic), 702 nucleotides long. Its product is annotated as protein RALF-like 32. Lineage: Eukaryota; Viridiplantae; Streptophyta; Magnoliopsida; Fabales; Fabaceae. Gene Ontology annotation, biological process: calcium-mediated signaling. Gene Ontology annotation, cellular component: plasmodesma. Bases 121 to 480 code for a protein of 119 amino acids. The transcript has a single exon. The record is from RefSeq and is a predicted model, not a curated record.